This is a messenger RNA of Gopherus evgoodei (Goodes thornscrub tortoise), 1090 nucleotides long. Its product is annotated as C-type lectin domain family 2 member D-like. The transcript has 5 exons. The record is from RefSeq and is a predicted model, not a curated record. Bases 259 to 840 code for a protein of 193 amino acids. Lineage: Eukaryota; Metazoa; Chordata; Testudines; Testudinidae.
CAUCAGCUCUGGCAGGACGUUGGGCUGCUGGCCAGGGAAUGAGAAACCACAAAUCAACCCCCUACCCCUGACCUGUCCUGCUCGGUCCGUAUUGGCUUUCUGAUCAGGUGCAGAGUCUGGAACAGGGAGGAGACCAGGGCCAGGACCUCCGCCCCGGCUCCACUUCGUUGCUGCUGGAUCAGACCCAGUCAGACAGAGGAGCCAACCUCAGCCCAGCACCUGUAACAGCGUCUCUAGCCUGAGUGUCGCUGAGAGACAAUGUGGUCAGCAACUGGGGCUGCUGAGAGCAAAGUGCCGCUGCAGGAGUUGCGUGUUGAUGGCAAUGGAAACCUGGAGGCUGGCGUGGAGCCAGAACCUUGUUAUAACUGCAAGAAAAGUCAAACUGGUCCAGUUGUGGUUGCACUGAUAGUUGUAUCAUCUGCUUUGAUCGCCGUCAUCAUUGCUCUGGCAGUGCUGGCAUCUAAGCUUUCAUCAGCUGAUCUGUGCCCCCCUGCAUGCACAGACGGCUGGAUCGGGUACCGAGGGAAAUGCUACUAUUUCUCCGAGACUGAAGGGAACUGGACCUACGUUCAGAGACUCUGCUCCUCCUUUGGUGCCUCCUUGGCUGGGAUUGACAGUGAGCAGGAAUUGAUGUUCCUGCUGCGCCAUAAGGAUAUCCAUGAACACUGGAUCGGCCUCUGGAGGGAGCAGGGGCAGCCCUGGAAAUGGACCAACAGCACUGAAUUCAACGACCUGUUUCAGAUAAGAGGAGGUGGUGACUGCGCGUAUCUGAAUGACGAGAAAGGGGUCAGCAGCUCACGGUGCUACAUGGAAAGACGGUGGAUCUGUAGGCAAACCUGAGGUGUAUGUGAUGGGAAAAGGGACUGCACUGGAAGGGAGCUCAAAAUAAGCCUCCUAGAAAUGACACUGAUACAACUCAUACCUACUUGAAUGAACCAUGUCCCUGUUCAUCAGCCUGGCCAACAUCUCAAAAUCGGGCAGUGGGGCCCUCAAGCAAUAAGUGUGUGUCGUUUAAACUGUGGAUUCUUUGUAUGUGCCUUCUGCUUCUGAGGGUAUGUCUACAUCUACGAUUUUGCAGCGCUGGUUGUUA